This is a messenger RNA of Cygnus atratus (black swan), 930 nucleotides long. It is a transcript of the gene CDK3, whose product is annotated as cyclin dependent kinase 3. Lineage: Eukaryota; Metazoa; Chordata; Aves; Anseriformes; Anatidae. Gene Ontology annotation, biological process: protein phosphorylation; regulation of gene expression; regulation of G2/M transition of mitotic cell cycle. The coding region runs from base 1 to 930 and encodes 309 amino acids. The record is from RefSeq and is a predicted model, not a curated record. Gene Ontology annotation, cellular component: cyclin-dependent protein kinase holoenzyme complex; cytoplasm; nucleus. The transcript is spliced from 7 exons. Gene Ontology annotation, molecular function: cyclin-dependent protein serine/threonine kinase activity; ATP binding; cyclin binding.
AUGGAGACCCUCCAGCAGGUGUUUCAGAAGGUGGAGAAGAUCGGGGAGGGCACCUACGGCGUGGUGUACAAGGCUCGCAACAAGCGGACGGGGCAGCUGGUGGCUCUCAAGAAGAUCCGCUUGGACUCGGAAACAGAGGGUGUCCCCAGCACAGCCAUCAGAGAAAUCUCGCUGCUGAAGGAGCUGAAGCACCCCAACAUAGUCAGGCUCCUAGAUGUCGUGCACAGCCAAAAGAAGCUGUAUCUGGUAUUUGAAUAUCUCAAUCAGGACCUGAAGAAAUACAUAGACUCCUCCCAAACUGGAGAGUUUCCUUUAAGCUUAGUCAAGAACUACCUUUUCCAGCUGCUGCAGGGUGUGAGCUUUUGCCACUCGCACAGAGUCAUCCACAGGGACUUGAAGCCACAGAACUUGCUCAUCAAUGAAGCAGGAGCCAUUAAGCUGGCUGAUUUUGGUUUGGCAAGAGCUUUUGGAGUUCCCUUGCGGACAUACACUCACGAGGUGGUGACUUUGUGGUACCGAGCCCCUGAAAUACUCCUGGGAUGCAAAUACUAUUCGACUGCUGUGGAUAUCUGGAGUAUCGGCUGCAUCUUUGCAGAAAUGGUGACCAGGAAGGCCCUGUUUCCAGGGGACUCCGAGAUCGAUCAGCUCUUCCGGAUCUUUCGCACCCUGGGUACUCCCACUGAGGCGACCUGGCCUGGGGUGACACAGCUGCCUGACUACAAGGGGGACUUUCCUCGGUGGAGAAGGAAAGAGAUGAAGGAAAUCGUUCCCAACUUAGAUCGAGAUGGCAGAGAUUUAUUGGCACAAUUGCUCCUGUAUGACCCCAGCAAGCGCAUCUCAGCCAAGGCAGCCCUCAGUCACCAGUACUUCUUCUGGAAAAGCCCGCAGAGCACCGAAGAGCAACGUGUGAUGCACAGACACUGCAGAUGA